UCAGAUUUUCGUUUGCUUUUCUUCAGUGAUCAUCAAAUUCAAAAUGUUCAAAAUUAUUCUUGUAACAGCCCUUUUGGGAUUUGCUGCUUCAGCAUCCAUUGAUUCAACUGCUGAGAUCCGUAGCUAUCAAAAUAUUCCGGCUGAUGCCGAGGGUAACUUCGUGUACUCCUUUGACACAACUAAUGGAAUCACAGUUCAAGAAAGCGGUAACAUUGCCGGUGUAACUGGAGGUUCGCAAUAUAUUUCCCCAGAAGGAAUUCCAAUUCAGAUUACUUACAAGGCUGAUGAAAAUGGAUACCAACCAUCUGGUGCCCAUUUGCCAAUCCCACCACCAAUUCCAGAGGCAAUUGUCAGGGCACUUGCAUACAUUGCUGCCCAUCCCCAACAAGAAGAUCGCGGAAAGUUCAUCCAACCACCCCCAUUCAAAGGAUAAGAAUAUAUAAAUAUACUCGUAUAAGUUUAAAUAAGUUAUUGUAAAUCGAAAAUUCUAGUCUCCUUAACAAAAUGAAAAAGAAAAUAUAUGUAGUACAUUUCUACUAUUGUAGAACAACGAA
This is a messenger RNA of Eupeodes corollae, 554 nucleotides long. RefSeq names its product pupal cuticle protein Edg-78E-like. Gene Ontology annotation, cellular component: chitin-based extracellular matrix. Bases 44 to 433 code for a protein of 129 amino acids. Gene Ontology annotation, molecular function: structural constituent of chitin-based larval cuticle. The record is from RefSeq and is a predicted model, not a curated record. The transcript is spliced from 2 exons. Lineage: Eukaryota; Metazoa; Arthropoda; Insecta; Diptera; Syrphidae.